Messenger RNA from Plenodomus lingam JN3, 1197 nucleotides. RefSeq lists its product as uncharacterized. Gene Ontology annotation, molecular function: catalytic activity. Lineage: Eukaryota; Fungi; Ascomycota; Dothideomycetes; Pleosporales; Leptosphaeriaceae. The record is from RefSeq and is a predicted model, not a curated record.
AUGCCAGACUACCACCCACCACCUUUGUCCGGCCUGCGCGUCCUGGAAUUCGCGGGAUUGGCACCAGGCCCCUUUGCCGGCCUCCUCCUCGCCGACUACGGCGCCUCCGUCCUCCGACUCGACCGCGCAACCAUAAGCCCCCAGCCCACGGCGGACCAACUCACGCGGCGCAAAACCUCGAUCCGGGUCAACAUCAAGAGCGCCGCCGGCGUCGCCCUCGUCCAGCGACUUGCGCGCGAAGCCGACGUCCUCAUCGACCCGUUCCGGCCGGGCGUGCUGGAGAAGGCUGGACUGGACCCGGUCACGGUGCUGCGCAGGAUCAAUCCGCGGCUCAUUGUCGCGCGCAUGACGGGCUUCCGUCGCGAUGGCAAGUACAAGGACAUGGCCGGCCACGACAUCAACUACAUUGCCGUCUCCGGCGUGCUGUCCCUGUUUGGCCGCCAGGGCGAGCGGCCGUAUGCGCCGGGGAAUGUGGUGGGCGAUUUCGCGGGCGGCGGUGCCAUGUGUUUCAUCGCCAUCUUGCUGGCUUUGUUGGCGAGGGAGCGGUCGGGCCGCGGCCAGGUGGUCGAGGCGAAUAUGGUGGACGGGAGUGCAAUGUUGGCGACGAUGCCGAGACUCGGGGGCAAGACGCCCGUGUGGAGUGCGGAGCGGGGCACGAAUCUGUUGGAUGGCGGUGCGCCGUUCUAUGACACGUACGAGACCAAGGAUGGCAACUUCAUGGCCGUCGGAGCCAUCGAACCCCAGUUCUAUGCCGCCCUCCUCCAAGGCCUCUCCCUCACCCCGUCCGACCUCCCCGGCGACCGAAACAACAAGUCCGACUGGCCGGCGCUCAAAACCUUCUUCGCGUCCGUCUUCAAGACCAAAACUCGUGCAGAGUGGGAACACAUUUUUGACGGCACAGAUGCCUGUUGUACCCCUGUUCUUACCCAGCGUGAUCUCGAGGCACGUGGCUUCGAUCAACGACCUGCGGUCACAUUGCGGGAGACACCGGGGCUGGCAAUCACAGAAGGGGAUGACGACAGGAGCGCGGCUGAGGGACAGGGGAUUGGUUGGGAGGGGAGUGGGUGGGUGGAGAAGGGAUUGGUGCCGGGCGAGGGCGGGGAGGAGACGAUUGAGAGGUGGAUGGGGUGGACCAAGGGGAGGCAUUACGAGGAAGUGGACGGGGGUUUGGGCUGGAAGGACAGGUCUAAGCUGUAG